GGGUGGAAUUUAUUCACUGUAUGUCCUUGGCAGAAUAAGUCUCGCCAUUGGUUAGAAUUUCACUAUCGACGAAAAGCGGCUCAUGUUCCAUCCUUCUUGUGCUUUCAUCAGAGUUUUCAUUUGUGUGACAACGGACGGAGAGAGAAGUGGUUUUUUCAACCGCAGUUUGCUAAAAGAGGGAGAUUUUUGUGGUGAAGAACUUCUAACUUGGGCACUGGAUCCCAAAUGCGGUCAGUUCAGACGACUUCACAGCAGACAGGUUCAACACACCUUCCGGUUCUAUUCACAGCAGUGGAGGACUUGGGCCGCAUGCUUUAUCCAAGCAGCCUGGAGGCGGCACUGCAAAAGGAAACUUCUGGAGCUUCAUAGGAAGGAUGAAGCAGCCGAAGAGUUAGCUAGGGCCAGCACAAAAGCCGGAGGAGGCUCAUAUAGCAUUGGUGUGACGUUCUUGGCAACAAGAUUUGCAGCAAAUGCUUUCAGGGGACUACACAGAAAUCGGAAUCUUAGGAGUGCUCGGGAAUUGGUGAAACUCCAAAAGCCACCGGAGCCCGACUUUACUGCCGAUGCAGAUUGAUUUGUCUUCGAACUUUUUCAAAUUUUAUGCAUAGACGAUAAAUGGGGAGACGAUAGAAAUCAGAUCAACAAAUUCCUCACACCUAGCAGCAUUUCACGUCUUAAUCUCACUAGUUCUGAUGCUCAAACCAAAGCAAGAUGAGAAAUGACUAUUUAGGAGGGAGAUAUUUAAAUUUGCGUGGUUUACUUCUCUUUCGUGGCGAUAUUUGUCAAUUUCUAUCUUGGCUUUGGGACAAUUAUGUUAUUUAGAAAAAAAUGAUAGGUGAUAGCCUUUUAUUGGCUAUCUUGUAACUAAUUCUAUUUCGGAAUUAUGUUUUAUUCAUUUAGCUUACAGUGUCUUUCGUUUA
Messenger RNA from Olea europaea var. sylvestris, 920 nucleotides. RefSeq names its product probable cyclic nucleotide-gated ion channel 5. The transcript has 3 exons. The coding region runs from base 83 to 574 and encodes 163 amino acids. The record is from RefSeq and is a predicted model, not a curated record. NCBI's taxonomy places the organism in Eukaryota, Viridiplantae, Streptophyta, Magnoliopsida, Lamiales, Oleaceae.